GGGCACCGGUCAUCAGGUACCGAAUCGUCUGGCUCGACAGCAGGCACCGGCUCAUCUGGCGCUGGAUCAUCUGGCUUGACAGCGGGCACUGGGUCAUCAGGCAUUGGAUUGUCUGGCUCGACAGCGGGCAUCGGGUCACCAGGUAUGACAGCGGGUACUGGGUCACCAGGCAUCAGGUCAUUUGGCUCGCCAGCGGGCACGGCGUCAUCUGGCAAGGCAGUGGGCACCGAGUCACCAGGCACGACAGUGGGCUCUGAGUCAAUUGGCACGACAGCGGGCACCGGGUCAUCAGGUACCAGAUCGUCUGGCUCGACAGCAGGCACCGGGUCAUCUGGCGCUGGAUCGUCUGGCUCGACAGCGGGCAUCGGGUCACCAGGCAUGACAGCGGGCACUGGGUCAUCAGGCAUUGGAUCGUCUGGCUCGACAGCGGGCAUCGGGUCCUCAGGUACCGGAUCGUCUGGAUCGACAGCGGGCUCCGGGUCAUCUGGCCGGGCAUCGGGUCACCAGGCAUGACAGCAUGCACUGGGUCAUCAGGUAGCGGAUCGUCUGGAUCGACAGCAGGCAUCGGGUCACCAGGCAUGAUAGGAUCAUCAGGCUAGAUCAGUUCAUCAGGCUGGGUACAGACAUCAGGCUGAAGUGCGGGUGCCGAGGCACCAGGCUGAACCAGGGAAGGCAGGUUCUCAGACGGCAGGCUCACCGG
Staurois parvus is the source of this 700-nucleotide messenger RNA. The record is from the annotation of a GenBank genome assembly. NCBI's taxonomy places the organism in Eukaryota, Metazoa, Chordata, Amphibia, Anura, Ranidae.